AUUAUUACACCGUCUCUGUUUGUCACAAUAUAUCAUGACUGAUCCUCCUUUGUCAUGUUCAUGCUAUAGCUCCUAUAGCCUACACUAACAAUAACAUUAUAUUCUUACUAUUAACAAGAGAAUUAAUGGCUUUUUCAUUUUCUAGAUCUGAAUCAACUUUAACAGAGAAGGAGAAGAUUGAUCGUCAAUAUCAGCACAAAGAGACAGAGGAGAAUAAUAAGGACUCUGCAACAGUGGACAGUGGCAUCUCAAGCCAGCUUCAGUUGAAAUCCCCUUCUUAUUCUCAAACCUUAGACAAACAUGUUGUCCUUCGACGCAUCAAACAAAGAAAGUCCUAUAACAAAGCCAAAGGUGCUUUUGAAGCUCUUUUAGGCACUUUAAAAAACGAGGCAAACACUGCUCAACAACAGAACUGGCUCCAACAUGAUGACACUUUCUCUUCUCCUUAAUUAGAUAGAACCAUGCAUGCAUUAUGACCCAUCUUGAUAUGUUUGAUGUAUUGCAUGGUCUUAAAUAACUUUGGUAUCAUGAAGAAUGUGAAUAGAAUGUAUAAUUACGUUCGAUGGUUGAGAAGAACGUGCUUAUCAGUUUGAUUAAGUUUUUAAUUUGUUUUGUGCCACCAUAAACUAUGCUCAAAUUAAAUAUUGAAAUCUUAACCGGUACUAUGAACAUCUCAUUUGCAAACGAAA
Molecule: messenger RNA, 689 nt
Organism: Cicer arietinum (chickpea)
Lineage: Eukaryota; Viridiplantae; Streptophyta; Magnoliopsida; Fabales; Fabaceae
Source: RefSeq, a predicted model, not a curated record